This is a messenger RNA of Macrobrachium nipponense, 1753 nucleotides long. Its product is annotated as UDP-glycosyltransferase UGT5-like. The transcript is spliced from 8 exons. Lineage: Eukaryota; Metazoa; Arthropoda; Malacostraca; Decapoda; Palaemonidae. The record is from RefSeq and is a predicted model, not a curated record. Gene Ontology annotation, molecular function: UDP-glycosyltransferase activity. Bases 99 to 1691 code for a protein of 530 amino acids.
CCUCCUUAGCCAGUAGUGGUUGUUUUUCUCUAUGUAAGAGGUGACUUUUACUUCUUACAUUUUUAUUAACUUUAGUCAGGUUUGGGAGAGCAGCGAUUAUGGAUCUUGACAGCAUAGCAGCUUGGAGAACUUUGGAACUGAAGAUGAAGUGGCUCGGUGCCUUAUUCUUGCUUGUGUUGACUGGGACAGGAGGGGCGGAUCUCCCUCCUCCUGAAAGAUCCUACAAGAUCCUCAUGCUACUUCCUGUUGGCAGUAAGAGCCACAGAAAUGUCUUCAUGCCCUUGGUAGAAGCCCUUGCAGAUAGAGGCCAUAAAGUAGACAUGUUGACCAGUUACGACAUCCAACACCAAAACCCGAACAUCAGAGAAAUCACCCAUGGUCUUCCCCACUAUCCCAGAGCUACAAUUAACAUGUUCAAUGAUGCACAAACAGCAUUUGGCGUUGUUCUUACGUUCAAGGAUCAAUUGAGUAAAAUGGCUAGAGAUAUUUAUCAAGUGCCUCGUGUGAAGGAACUCUACAGGAAGAGGAAGGAGUAUGACCUAAUUGUCCUUAAUCACAAUUAUAAUGAGUUCAUGUACCCCUUCGUACACGAAAUGCUAUUCAUUACCAUCGCUUCUGCUGGCAUGGAUCCCAGACAGAGUGCUACUCUGGGAAAUGUACUUAGCCCAGCCUAUAUGCCCACUUUGUUUUAUGAAGCUAACUGUGAACACGUUUUUGGACGAUUUGCCAAUACAGUUACUAGCAUAGCAAAACCUUUUUACUGGAGAAACUGGGAGGUUAUACCAGCAGUUCAAAAAGAGAUCAACGUGCACUUCCCGGACCUUCCUCCUCUUCUGGAACUAGAGAGGAAUCAAAGUCUCGUCCUGAUGAACUCCCAUUUUUCGACUGAUUUGACUGUUCCCCUUUUGCCUUUCCAAGUGGAAGUAGGUGGUAUGCACUGUCGACCAGCCAAACCAUUACCAGAAGACCUAAGAUCAUGGAUUGAAGGUGCAGGAUCAGCAGGUGUCAUAUACUUCAGCCUCGGUUCAAUUACGAAAGGGACUACAUUGCCUACCAAGUACAGGAAUAUGUUCAUCAAAGCUUUUUCCAAAUUGAACCAAAGAAUUCUUUGGAAAUUCGAAACCGAUUUAGAAGGAAUUCCCGAAAAUGUCAUGAUUAAACCUUGGCUCCCACAACAAGAUAUUUUGGGUCACCCUAAUGUGAAAGUAUUCAUAAGCCAUGGAGGAAGACUCAGUAUGCAAGAGAGCUUGUACCAUGGGACUCCUAUGGUGACACUACCCCUAUUUGGAGAUCAGCCUAUAAAUGGAGCUAGAGUUAUUGCAAAUGGAUGGGGUCUGUCUCUUAAUUAUGAAGAUUUGUCUGUAGAACUCAUUAUCAGUUCACUUGAAGAAGUUACGAACAACGCAACGUAUGUAGAAAAUGUGGUGAAAACUUCAAGGUUAUACAAGGACCAGUUAACUUCUCCAGUAGAACGAGCAGUGUUCUGGACGGAGUAUGUCAUACGUCACAGAGGAGCCCUUAAGUUGAGGUCUCCUGCUGCGAGUCUGUCAUGGGUGCAACUUCUCCUGCUGGAUGUGUUGGCUUUGUUCCUCUUGGUUAUCAUUUUGUCUUUGAUUGUUCUCCACUGGAUUUUCAAGACAGUUGUGAGAGCAGUAUUUGGUAUACAGUAUUUGAAGAAAAAGUUUGAAUAACAUUUCAUAAAAAACAGUUUAUGUUUGUCUAGAAUUGUAGGCAAUAAACACAAUUUAUAAAA